CUCCUUUAAUCAUCAUCAUAUAUCUCAUAUCUCCUCUUCGCUUCCCACCUUCAUCAUCCAAAUUCCUCCGAGGCACCCUCAAGCCAUAAAUCGUGUGAUCAAUAGUUAUGUAUACUCGUCGAUCGUUAAUGAGUCUGUGUUUGCUAAUAUGCAUCUGCGCCACCGUCGUUGUGACGAAUGGUGAGCUUCAGAAAUUUAUCGAGCCGGCGAAAAGCGACGGUUCCGUUAGUUUCAUAACGAUCGGAGAUUGGGGUCGCCGUGGCUCCUUCAAUCAGUCUAUCGUCGCUUAUCAGAUGGGAAGGAUUGGAGAAAAGAUUGAUUUAGAUUUCGUGGUCUCUACGGGAGAUAACUUCUACGACAAUGGAUUAUUCAGUGAACACGAUCCCAAUUUCGAACAGUCUUUCUCUGACAUCUACACAGCUCCUAGUCUCCAGAAACAGUGGUACAGUGUUUUAGGAAACCAUGAUUAUAGAGGUGACGCAGAAGCUCAGCUCAGCUCUGUUCUCCGGGAAAUCGACAGCCGUUGGAUCUGUCUCCGAUCAUUCAUCGUUGACGCUGAGUUAGUCGAGAUCUUCUUCGUCGACACGACUCCUUUCGUCAAAGAAUACUACACAGAAGCAGACGGACACACAUACGAUUGGCGCGCGAUCCCAUCUCGCAACUCUUACGUCAAGUCUCUCCGCCUUGAUCUCGAAGCUUCCUUGAAGAGAUCCAAAGCAACGUGGAAGAUCGUGGUUGGUCACCACGCCAUGAGAAGCAUUGGUCACCAUGGAGACACUAAAGAGCUCGUUGAAGAACUUCUUCCGAUUAUGAAAGAGAACGGUGUUGAUCUCUACAUGAACGGACACGAUCACUGUCUUCAACAUAUCAGUGACGAAGACAGUCCGAUUCAGUUUCUGACGAGUGGUGCUGGAUCCAAAGCUUGGAGAGGAGAUGUUGACCCUAUGACCAACAAUCCCAAGUCUGUGAAAUUCUAUUACGAUGGUCAAGGAUUCAUGUCUGCUCGAUUCACUCACUCAGAUGCAGAGAUCGUCUUCUACGAUGUCUUUGGCGAGGUUUUGCACAAAUGGGUUACUUCUAAACGGCUUCUUCAUUCCUCUGUUUGAUCCUUUAGCCUAAUAAAAAAGGGUUUUCCUUGUAAUUUUUUUGUAACAUACAUUUUUCGAUUUUGUAAGUCCUAUUGCAGGCUAGGUAGGCUUCCUGCUUAGUUUAGCAUCCCUAUCAAUUUUUAGUUAGCUUAUUAUCCAAAUCAAAAAUA
This is a messenger RNA of Eutrema salsugineum, 1258 nucleotides long. Its product is annotated as purple acid phosphatase 17. The transcript is spliced from 3 exons. Gene Ontology annotation, molecular function: ferric iron binding; acid phosphatase activity; ferrous iron binding. Bases 108 to 1106 code for a protein of 332 amino acids. The record is from RefSeq and is a predicted model, not a curated record. Lineage: Eukaryota; Viridiplantae; Streptophyta; Magnoliopsida; Brassicales; Brassicaceae.